CAUGAUUGCAACAUUUAUGAAGAUGAACAAAACUUUAUCCACUUUUGCGAGGUCUUCAUAUGAACCUGCGAAUUUAAUUCUUCCAACCCCCUCAUUUCCGAAGCUGAACAAGCCCGAUUUGAAGUUAAGCUUUCGUGGGACCAAAAUCAUACAUAAUAAGCGACCCAAUUGGCCAAAGCCUUUGUUACUGCGCUCAAAAUCUGAGCUUGGUGGAGUUUACCCUUUGGAAAUGGCCGAGGAUUGGAACCGCACUGCUCUUCUUGUCAUCGACAUGCAGAGGGAUUUUAUAGAAGAUGGGGGUCCUAUGCUUGUUAAAGGAGGGAAACACAUUGUCCCUAAUGUGAUCAAGGCUGUCCAAGUUGCCAGGAAGCGUGGAAUUCUCAUCGUUUGGGUAGUUCGGGAGCAUGAUCCCUUAGGAAGAGACGUUGAACUCUUUCGUCGACAUCUAUACAAUGCGGGGAAAGUUGGUCCAACCUCUAAAGGAAGUGAAGGUGCAGAAUUAGUUGAUGGGCUGGUAAUCGAAGAAGGGGAUUAUACACUUGUGAAGACCAGAUUUAGUGCAUUCUUUGCUACACACCUUCAUUCAGUCCUUCAAGGAGCAGGAAUUAAUAGUUUAGUGGUUACUGGUGUGCAAACUCCAAACUGUAUCAGGCAAACUAUCUAUGAUGCUGUGGCAUUGGACUAUCAACCUGUUACUGUUAUUGUUGAUGCCACAGCUGCAGCCACACCUGAAAUUCAUCUAGCCAAUGUGUUUGACAUGAAAAAUAUUGGAGUUGCAACCCCAACAUUACAAGAAUGGAGCGAACCCAAAGCUUUAUCUGCAUGAAUCAACUCCAAGACUUAAAGGGAUCAAAAGUCUUUGGCGGGUUAAACUGUAAAGUGAAACGAACCUAUCUAUAGUGCAGUACUUGGUUGCUGCAUCAUAAAAUGAUUUACAUGGCUUUUUUUUAGUGUAUGAACACCACUUUUGUUGGGUCCAGUGUUCACUGAUAUUUUCUUGUUCAAUGCACUCCAAUUUAGAGAAUUCCAAGUUACUUAAACUCAAUUCAAAUAUAUUCUUCAAAUUCUG
This is a messenger RNA of Abrus precatorius (Indian licorice), 1069 nucleotides long. Its product is annotated as probable inactive nicotinamidase At3g16190. Lineage: Eukaryota; Viridiplantae; Streptophyta; Magnoliopsida; Fabales; Fabaceae. The transcript is spliced from 6 exons. The record is from RefSeq and is a predicted model, not a curated record. Bases 2 to 826 code for a protein of 274 amino acids.